Molecule: messenger RNA, 1087 nt
Organism: Malania oleifera
Lineage: Eukaryota; Viridiplantae; Streptophyta; Magnoliopsida; Santalales; Ximeniaceae
Exons: 1
Coding region: 231-980 (249 amino acids)
Source: RefSeq, a predicted model, not a curated record
GCCCCUCCUGUGUGACUGGCCGAGUCGUGUCACCUCCACCCUCCUCUUUCGCUUACAUUCAUCAUUUCUGACGACUUCACUUACAUCACACCUCGCACGCCUCCGCGCCUUAUAUUUGAUAGUCCUCUCCCCUAACGGUUUCCGCACUCUCUCUCUCUCUCUCUCUCUCUCUCUCUCUCUCUCUCUCUCCACAACGAGACUCCAAGCUUGUGAUCAGUCUGCGAUCGGAUAUGGGUGGGUGUUGCUCUGCUUCAGUUGGAGAUCAGGCCAGCGGCGGAAGCAGCAGAAGAAGUGGGAGCGGCAGUACUACUACUGCUGCUCAUAUCAUCACUCUGAAUGGAGAUCUCCGACCCUACCACAUUCCUAUCUCUGUUUCUCAAGUCCUACAAAUGGAGCAACAACAUCACCCUUCUUCUUCUUCUUCUUCUUCUUCUUCUUCUUCCUCCGACACCUACUUUCUUUGCAACUCCGACUGCCUGUACUUCGACGACUACAUUCCCGCCCUGGAGUCCCACUAUCAGCUCCUCCCGAACCAGAUCUACUUCCUCCUCCCCACCUCCAUGCUCAUCUACCCCUUGUCCGCCUCCGACAUGGCCGAUCUCGCCGUCAAAGCGUCCGUCGCCCUCCAAAAUACCGCCUCCUCCUCUCGCCGCCGCUCCUCUAAUAAUAAGAAGAAAGGCAGUCGCAUUUCCCCUGAUCUGUUACUCCUAAACAACAACAACACCACCAGCACUCAUCGCGAUUACGAUGCCACGGCCUCUGUUUCCGAUGCACAAUCUCUGAUGAAGCGUAAGAAGAUGGAUAAGGACAAUAAGAUCGGCAGCGGCGGGGGGCUUCAGAAUAAACCGUCGUCGAUGAUGCCGGGUGCGUCCUCCAUGAGGAAGUUGCAGAGAUAUUCAUCGAGACGAGCAAGGAUGGCGGUUCGUUCCUUCAGACUCAGAUUGACCACUAUUAACGAAGGAUCCAUCCUUCUAUUUUAGAUUUCGUCUUCAAUCUAGUUGCUCUGUUUGAUUAAUUAUCAAAGACAUAUAUAUAUUCGAAUUAUAUUACUAUAUCGAGGGGAAUCGAAAUAACAUUUGUCUUCAAA